Messenger RNA from Symbiodinium necroappetens, 6255 nucleotides. The record is from the annotation of a GenBank genome assembly. NCBI's taxonomy places the organism in Eukaryota, Dinophyceae, Suessiales, Symbiodiniaceae.
AUGGUCAGAAUCAAAAAGGGGGGAGCCAUGGAUCUUUAUGAAGUCAUGCGGACAACAUUUGCCGCACGGGAAUUUACUGACGAUCCAGUGUCAGAUGAACAGAUUUUCAAGCUGCUCGAGAACGCGCGGUUCGCCCCCAGUGGUGGCAAUCGCCAGGGCUGGCGGGUGGUCAUCGUGCGGGAACAAUCCACUAAAGAUGCGUUGGGUCCAUUAAUAGAACCUACCUUGCGCCGCUACGCCGCUCAGGUCGGCCAUGGUGAAGCACCCUGGAACACGAUUGUGCCAACCACCCUGACGCAAGCAGAAAUUGACGCCACAUCGGUACCGCAUCAACUCAUUAACGCCAUCACCCAGGCACCGGUGGUGUUGAUGGUGUUCGUUGAUCUGGCGGUGGUUGCCUCAUUUGAUAGCGAACUACCGCGAAUUGGCGUGAUUUCCGGCGGUUCGGUAUACCCGUUUGUCUGGAAUAUUCUGCUGGCGGCACGCAACGAAGGUUUGGGCGGGACGUUGACCACCUUUGUUGGCGGUCAGGAAGAUAAGCUGAAAACCCUGCUCAACGUACCUGAUCAAUAUGCCUUCGCCGCGAUGAUUCCUCUGGGCAAGCCAGUGAAGCAGCUGACCAAACUGAAGCGCCGCCCGGUAGAGGCGUUUACCACCUUCGAACGUUUUGAUGGAGGUAAGAAAGACGUCAACUCUGCUUACGCCAGAUACGUUCUGUUUGUGCUCAUUGUGGUGUAUAUCUUCAAUUUCAUUGAUCGUCAGAUCAUUUCUAUUCUGGCAGAAGAAAUUAAAGCGGAUCUGGGUAUUGGAGAUGCCGAGAUAGGUUUUCUUUAUGGGACGGCCUUUGCGAUCUUCUACGCGGUUUUUGGCAUUCCGCUGGGUAAGCUGGCAGAUGUAUGGAACCGAAAGAGCCUGAUUGCUAUCGGUUUAUCCUUCUGGAGUCUGAUGACCGCUUUGUCCGGUUUUGCCAAAAGCUACACUGGGCUUGCCAUCUGUCGCUUUGGUGUGGGUGUUGGUGAAGCCAGCGCAACCCCUGCGGCGUUUUCGAUGCUGUCGGAUUAUUUCUCGCCGCGAGUGCGUGCAACGGUACUGGCGAUUUAUUCCAGUGGUAUCUAUAUCGGCGCGGGUAUUGGUCUGUUCCUCGGAGGGGCGGUGGUGGAAGCCUGGUAUGCCUGGUAUCCCGAUCCAGGUAUGGCGCCGCUGGGGAUUAAACCCUGGCAGGCUGCGUUUCUAACUGUGGGCCUGCCCGGGCUGGUGGUAGCGGUCUGGGUCUGGACGAUAAAAGAGCCGAUCCGCGGUGCCAGUGAAGGCCUGCUGACCACCCCGCAUCCCACGCCUUUCAAGGCUACUCAGAAUACCCUGUUCAGCGUUUUGCCGGGUUUGUCGCUGGUUACCCUUUAUAAGGCUGGCGGUAUAAGAGCGGUCAUGGAGAACCUUGUUGCCCUGGCGAUCAUCACCGGGUUGUUCUUUGUAUUUUAUAUGUUGAUGCCAACGGCUCUGCAGUGGAUAGCCCUUGGCGCUGGCGUCUAUAUCACUGUGAGUUGGGUGCAGUAUCUGCGCCUCAAUGACCCUGCCUGUUUUGCCAUGAUGUUCAAGUCUAAAGCGUUUGUGCUGGCGUCAAUCGGCUUCCCCAGCAUCUCUUUUGUCACUUACGGCCUCGGCUUCUGGUCAGCGCCGUUCAUGCAGCGCGUGCACGGCGAGUCGAUUGCAGAUGCGGGUCUGUAUCUGGGUCUUGGUUCAGCUAUUGGUGGUUUUAUCGGCAUCGUCCUCGGCGGCUUUCUGGCGGAUAUGUGGAAAGCAAAAAACGUCAACGCACGAUUGUAUAUCGGCCUGGCGAUCCCGAUCCUGGCAACGCCAUUCGGUUUGGGCUUCCUUUAUACAGAUAGUGUGCUGGUCGCGUAUCUCUGCAGCUUUGUGUUCAGUAUCUUGUCACCCGCAUGGAUUGGCUCUGGUGCCAGCACCAUUAAUGACCUGGUCAUGCCACGCAUGCGUGCAACAGCGUCUGCAUAUUACGUCCUUAUGAAUACUUUCCUCGGCCUGGCUCUGGGUCCAUACCUGAUUGGCCAGAUCAGCGAUUUGAAUACUGUCGCGGGACAGGCCUCGGAUGAAGCCCUGCGCAAUGCAGUGACCAUGGGACUGGCGGUUUUUCUGUUCAGUAUGUCGUUUCUUUUUCUGGCGCUGCGCUAUCUGCGCAGCGAUGAAGAAAGCCGGCUAUCGCGUGCGCGUGCGUUGGGUGAAGCGGCGCUGAAUGACCCAGAUCUUCUGGGUGAAUGUAUCGCAGGUUGCCAACACGUAAAAAAGAUCGACGAUGAACAUUUUGAUGUCGCGGUUAAAGCCAAAAUUGGCCCGGUCAGCGCUACCUUCCAGGCGGAGCUUGAACUCGCAGAUCUCAAGCCGCCGGAAAGUUAUGUGAUUAAAGGUAACGCUAAAGGGGGAGCCGCAGGAUUUGCGAAAGGUCAGGCUGCCGUCAAGUUGGCCGAAGAUCAGGGCGCUACUGUGCUCACCUAUGAGGUAGCAGCCAAUGUUGGCGGCAAGUUAGCUCAGGUAGGCAAUCGCCUGGUUGAAGGCGCUACGCGAAAAAUGGCGGAUGAUUUUUUUGCCGCAUUUUCUAAACGUCUGGAUCCGAGCGCAGUUGCUGCACCGUCCGCUGAGGAUGCUGUUGAUGUGGCGGAUCAGUAUGAAGAAAGCGGGCAAUGGAAAAUCUGGGCAAUCGCUUUCGGGGUUUCUUUUAAAGUUAAUGGUCAGGCACAUGAGUUUGAUGUGCCGCCAAAUACACUGCUGGUCGAGGUAUUGAGAGGUCAGCUUGAGCUCACCGGCACCCAUGUGGGUUGUGACACUACCCAGUGUGGUGCCUGCACGGUGCACCUGAAUGGUCGCGCGGUGAAGUCCUGCACGGUGCUCGCACCGCAGCUGGAGGGCGUCGACGUGACAACCAUAGAAGGCAUCGGCAACAGCGAAGACCUGCACCCGAUGCAGGCGGCCUUCCGUGAAUGUCACGCGUUGCAGUGUGGCUUCUGCACGCCAGGCAUGAUCAUGCAGGCGAUUGAUCUGGUCGAACAGAACCCGGGUCUGGAUAAGCAGGCUAUUCGCGAAGGUCUGGAAGGUAAUAUCUGUCGUUGUACGGGUUAUCACAAUAUUGUCCGGGCGAUCGCUUCAGUUGCCUCCGGCACCGCAGACGAGGAUAUAGACAUGAGUGAAGUGGUUGCCCAGGCAGAAGCAGAAAAUCAGGGUAUAGGCGCGUCGGUCAGGCGGCGUGAGGACUUACGAUUUAUCACCGGUGAAGGUCGUUACACUGACGAUAUAAAUCAGCCAGGCCAGCUGUACGCGGUGUUUUGCCGAAGUCCAUAUCCUCGUGUGCGGAUUAACAGCAUAGACGCGACCGAAGCAUUAGCUUUACCUGGUGUGGUUGCCGUCUACACAGGGCAGCAGCUGGUGGACGACGGUCUUGGUGAUCUGCCCUGUGGUUGGAUGGUCAAGAGCAAAGAUGGCGCAGAUAUGAUUUCUGCGCCUCACCCACCCAUGGCGGCUACGGUGGCUAACUAUGUAGGUGAACCCUAUGCGCUGGUAUUGGCCGAAACACUGCAGAUCGCCAAGCAGGCAGCAGAACUGGUCGAGACAGAUUUCACAGAACUCAAUGCGGUAGUCGAUCUGGCUCACGCGUCGGGUUCAGAGAAUAUUUAUGAGGGUAUUGAGAACAACCUGGCGUAUGAAUGGGCCCUGGGUGAUGAAGAUGCCACCAAAAUGGCGUUUGCCCGGGCGGCACACGUUACCACCCUUGACCUGACUAACAAUCGCCUGAUCCCCAACGCGCUCGAACCGCGGGCCUGUCUGGGUAUUUAUGAGCGUGGAACGGGAGAUUACACACUGUACACCACAAGUCAGAAUCCGCAUCUGGAACGGCUUGUGCUGUCAGCGUUUGUGCAGGUUGCACCUGAACACAAGCUGCGCAUUAUCGCCCCGGACGUAGGUGGAGGAUUCGGUUCAAAAAUCUUCAUCUAUUCUGAAGAAACAACGGUGAUCUGGGCAGCAGGGAAAAUUAAGCGGCCUAUCAAAUGGGUUGCUGAACGCAGCGAAAGUUUUCUUGCAGAUGCCCACGGCCGUGAUCACAUCACGCGCGCGGAACUGGCCAUUGAUGAAAUGGGUCGGUUCACCGGUCUGCGUGUGAAAACCACCGCAAACCUGGGCGCCUAUCUGUCUACCUUUGGCUCUUCUGUACCGACGUAUUUAUAUGGCACGCUGCUCGCCGGCCAGUACAAAACACCAAACGUUUAUGUCGAGGUCCAAGGUACCUACACCAACACGGCACCGGUGGAUGCCUACCGCGGCGCCGGGCGUCCUGAAGCAACCUAUGUGGUUGAGCGAAUUGUGGAUCAGGCUGCGCGGGAGUUGGGGAAAGAUCCCGCUGAUCUGCGCAGAAUGAAUAUGAUUCAGCCUGAAGAUUUUCCUUACGAAACCCCGGUUGCUCUGACUUAUGACACCGGCAACUACGAAGCGAGUCUUGAUAAGGCGCUGGAGAUGAUUGAUUACGCCGGUUUUGAGGCGCGUCAGGCGCAAGCUGCCGAACACGGUAAGCGGCGCGGCAUCGGGCUUGCCUGUUAUAUCGAAGCCUGUGGGCUUGCGCCGUCGAAACUGGCCAUAGAACUUGGUGCCGGUGUGGGGCUGUAUGAAAGCGGUGAGAUACGCAUGAACCCAACAGGUUCGGUCAGUGUUUUUACCGGCUCUCACAGUCAUGGCCAGGGCCAUGAAACCACCUUUGCCCAGGUUGUCUCGGAUAAGCUCGGAGUCGGUUACGAAGAUGUAGAAGUGAUUCACGGUGACACCGGCCGCAUGGAAUUUGGUCUGGGCACCUAUGGUUCGCGGUCGCUGGCGGUUGGUGGCUCUGCGUUGAUUGUUGCGGCGGAAAAGAUCAUCGAGAAAGGCCGUAAAAUUGCUGCCCAUAUGAUGCAGGCGCAGGUAGAACAGGUCGAUUUUGAAAACGGUCAGUUCACUCUGCAGGACAGUAAUCAAUCGAUGUCGAUACAGGAAGUUGCAUUUGCAGCGUAUGUGCCAGCGGAUUAUCCCGAAGAUCUUGAGCCUGGUUUAACCGAAAAAGCUUUUUAUGAUCCUAACAACUUCACUUAUCCCGCGGGCACACAUAUCGCUGAAGUGGAGGUCGAUCUGGACACCGGCGUUGUCCAGCUGGUUGAUUUUGUUGCGGUGGAUGACUUCGGCCACAUUAUUAAUCCGUUGAUUGUCGACGGGCAGGUACAUGGUGGUGUGGCUCAAGGCGCUGGUCAGGCACUGAUGGAACACGGUAUUUAUGAUGAAUACGGUCAGCUGCAGACGGGUUCUUUUAUGGACUACACCAUGCCGCGGGCAGAUGACCUGCCCGAUUUUCGCGUAGAUACGACAGUAACGCCCUGUACCCACAACCCGCUGGGAGUUAAAGGCUGUGGCGAGGCGGGUGCGAUUGGUUCACCGGCGGCAAUUAUGAAUGCGCCAGCCAACAUCAGUGAAGCGGUGAGCCUGUUUCGUAACGCCGAUGAUCCGAUGUAUCUCAGUGGUGGUAUGACGCUGAUUCCCACGAUGAAGCAGCGCCUUGCAGCGCCAACUGACCUUAUUGACCUGUCUGACAUUCCGGAAAUGUCAGGAAUCGAGGUUGCGGCGGACAAAGUCCGUAUUGGCGCAUUCACUCGACACAAUCAGGUUGUCAGUUCUCCUGAAAUCAACGGGGCGUUACCUGUUUUGUCGCGUCUGGCGAGUCUGAUCGGUGAUAAUCAGGUGCGUAAUCGAGGCACCAUCGGUGGCUCCGUUGCUAAUAGUGAUCCAUCUGCUGACUAUCCCGCCGCUGUGGUGGGUCUGGGCGCAACGGUAUAUACGCAGGACCGUGCCAUAUCCGGCGAUGAUUUCUUUCUGAAUCUGUUUGAAACAGCUCUGCAUCCCGGUGAAAUUAUUACGCACAUAGAUUUUCCGAUUCCAACUCGAGCGGCUUAUCAGAAGUUUCCUAAUCCAGCUUCGCGAUAUGCUGUGGUAGGCGUGUUGAUUGCAGAUUUCAGCGGCACAAUACGCGUUGGUGUUACCGGCGCAGGGCCUUGUGCCUGCCGCGCCAGUGGCAUAGAAAAGAUGUUGAACCAGGACCUGACUGCUACAGCCAUCGACGCCGUAGAAGUUCCUGAUGCAGGUUUCAACAGCGAUUUACAUGCGUCAGCUGAAUACCGUGCGCACCUGGUCAAAGUUAUGGCGCGCAGGGCGCUGGCUGAUCUGCUGCAACAAUAG